ACGGGCUGAGUUAAAAUUGGAGGAUUGGGACAGUUUAUCUGUGUGAAUGACAUACAUUUGAGUUUCCUACUUCAUAGCCUUUAGAAAAUGCAAGGCAACACAAAAUCUAUUAUUCUAGCAACUUUCUACUUUUAUAAGAGCAAUAUUUAAAAUCUGUUCCUAUUUGGGACCUUUGUCCCCCAAAUUAUUUUUGGCUUUAUCCGGAUUUCUUGGGCUAAGGUAAACUUGUGCUACUACUAAAUGCAGCGCUCCUCCCAAGAUAGUGUACCUAAAAGGGUAUCACGAAGAAGAACGUGGCAUGGUUAAGUCUUACAUAUAAACGAAUUUGUUAAGACAAAACAGGUCGCGAAAUGCGACAAUAGCAAAAUGAUUAAAGUUGCAUAAAACUUCAAAACCACAGCCUUCUACUUUUCCCAACAAGCGUUGCGCGCAUGGAAGAUGGCGGCCUCCUUUGGUUCUAGUCGUAGAAGUUUUUACUAACAAAAGCAACUAGUUUUAUUUGGCGUUUAAAGUGGAAAAAUGAAAUCAGUAAGUCUGAUUAUAGUCGGUAUACGGGCUGCUGUUGGGUCCCGCUAUUUCAACAGUCGAGGUAGUGUUCAGAUAGCAGGCGCCGCUGCUCUUAGUUGGCAGCCCCAUCGGUUUGAAGGUAAUUGCAGCCGGUAUGGAUGGAUGGUGUGUUCCAAUACGGCUGUGUGGGACCAGAUUGCAAACGACGUGGAGGUUAAAGAGAAUUUUAUCAGCAAGGAGGAGGAAGAGGAGCUAUUGAAAGACGUGCAGCCCGCUCUAAAUAAGCUGAAGUACGAAUGCGACCACUGGGAUGAUGCAAUCCAUGGUUAUCGUGAAACUGAGAAAUCUCGAUGGACAGAAGGAAGUAAAAUAAUUCUGCAAAGAGUUCGAGAUGUGGCCUUCCCACCUGGCAUUCCUCAGCUUUCCUUAGUACAUGUGCUAGACCUGGACAAGAAGGGCUUCAUUAAACCUCAUGUGGACAGUGUCAAGUUCUGUGGAAGUACAAUUUCUGGGCUGUGUCUGCUUUCAUCCAGUGUGAUGCGCUUGGUUAGUGAGAACAACAAGGCUGAUUGGGCUGAUCUGUUGUUGCAGCAAAGGUCGCUCUACAUUUUACGAGGGAGAGCCCGUUAUGAAUUCACCCAUGCAAUCCUAAAGGACGAAGACUCUUUUUUUAAGGGAGAAAAGGUGCCUCGAGAUCGCAGGAUUUCUGUAAUAUGUCGGAAUCUUCCUGUUUCUGAGAAGCAGAACCUAGGCUGAAAUUGACUUAUAUAAUUGUACAUGAAAUGUGUAUGCUUACAAUCAUUUUCUUUAAUCAUGAUGACUGCAUCUCCUUCCUCAGACAGAGUGUAGUGUGAUCUUGAGGGUAGAGCACCAUCACAAAGUUACAGGUUGAACCCCCGGCUGCGACGGGUAUUUAGUGCAUGAAUUAUUAAAGCAUUUUACCAUUAAUCUCCGUAUCUGAGCAGAUGUGGAGUGGAAAAAGAAUGCUAGUGGAAACACAUUGAUGGGCUUCAACUGCACGUUCCUGUCUGUACAAGCUAAAGGUGUGUGAGUACAGUGUGCACGGUACGUGUAAGGGAGAGCAUUAUUACUGUGAAAUUACUCCCCUAGCACAGAACUUGGAAUUUACUGUGGUAAGCAGAAGCAUUGCCAUUCGAGUAACAAAGCAGCGCUGAUCUCAAAAACAGCAAUGGUGCAUGUGUCUCACUGUAGCUUCUGGGCUAAUCUGCCUUCUAAGGACCUUUUCCAUGUGCAGGACACACAAGCUAAUGAGCUGACUGUAAGUUAUGGUGUUGUAGCAGUGCUGUGUUCAUGUUACUUAACUGUCUGUUUCAUGGAUUAGGUUUUUCUUCAGUGUGUAUGCUUAGGCUAGAACUUCAGCAGUGGGUUAGUAUCAUAAUGUGAUUACUGCCAUCCUGAUUCAUGAUUUUUAAAUUAGAACAGAUAAAGUAAAAGGAAAGAUGGUGAUCACUUUAGAGCUGUUGCAGAAAAAGCAGUGUGUUGAAAAUUAUUUCUGCUGUACUCACUAGGCAAAGCAAUGGCGAAAAAGUACUGUUAAGCAUUCAGUACAGGACUACAAAAUGGUAACUUGAAAUGUUAACAGUAGUGAGUGAUGCAGUUUACGGGUAUAUAAAUGUGGGAAUAUAGACAUGUAACAUUUUGCAGAUUUACUUUUUUUAUGUCAUUGCAUUCAUAUUUACAGUGGAGGAAAAAGCACACUUUUAUUUAACAUUUGUUGACUGGGAAAGGCCGACUAGGGCGGAGCCUGUUUUCAGCAGAGGCCUGGGGAAAAAUGCUCCAGACGCAUGUCUUUGAAAUAUUUUGCAGCAGUCUUUUUAAAUAAAUUGGUUUGUGCCCUGUCCUCCAUGUUGUUUGUUUUAGAGUCCUAACAGGGAAAUAUCCAGAUUCGCUUGCUCGCUGUCAUGUAGGUACUUCUACAGAUUACACAGCAGCCAUGGUAGGGUUUGGUGGGGGGGGGGGGGGGUGUUCACCCCCUACCCAAACUCAAAAAUGUGAAGUCGCGCUUGGACAGCCUUGUGGCUGGAGAUGUGGCUUAUGGACCUGUUUGCAUGUCAUGGCUGACUUGUCUGCCUCGUCUCACUGCAUCUUUUGUAGAUAUGAUCAUAAAUGCAGUUAGAAGGCCUUGGUUAUCAUCUCAGUGUGACUGAAAGAGCUGGCACACUCGCUUUGCAAUUCAGUUAGAAAACAAUUGCUAGUUUUUGCCUAAUCCUGCUUUGGAUCCUGUGGGUCCCUUGUAUGACAUGCUAAAGGAGAGAGUGAUGACCAAGAGAUAGUAGUACUGUGUCAUAUGCAGUACCACCCCACCCCUCUAGAAAAGGACAUUGGGUCAGUAGGAACACAUGUACUGUAGAAGAGAACCUAGCCAGAUCUGUUAGUACCAUUUCAUAUAUAGUAAUACCACCUCUCCUCCCUAGAAAAGGGCAUUAGGUCAGUAAGAACACCUGUCCUGUAAGCGAGAGCCUUGCCAGAGAUGUUAGUACCACUUCUUAUUUGGUGCUGCCCCAGCCAGCCCAACCCAGGAAAGAACAUUUGGUCAGUAGGAUCACUUGUGCUGAAGGAAAGAGCCAUCAGUGCCACUUCUUAUUCAGUCCUAGCCCAUGUUGGGAAUGGACAUUGGGUCAGUAGGACCACAUGUCCUAUAGGAGAGAGCCAAGCCAGUGGUGUUAGUACCUCCUCUUAUUUGGUACUGCCUUCAACCAGUCGAUAUCAGGAAUGGACAUGAGGUCAGUAGCAUCACUUGUGCUGAAGGAAGGAGCCAUCCAAAGGCUGUUUAGAGCUCUUCUUAAGCAGUAACUUUCAGUGCUAUGGUUACUCUGAAAUAGCCUAAAAUUGUUCUGAAACUUAGUCACUACAGUGGAAACAUGGCAAACCAAUGUGUUGUGGAUUUUCACAUUUCUGGAAAGGAUUUCUGUUUUGAGUCUCAUUUGACUCUCGUUAAAUACUGAUAGAUAUUUCACAGUCUUAAGUUCUGAACUGUCAUGAUUUAACAGUACUUUUCAUUGUUAUAAUGAACAGCCCUGCUGUCUGCUAAGCAAAUGUGAAGAAGAAAGGACAAAUGAUGUACGUUCUGUGUGGGGAGUUAACAUGGCAGUUGUUUAAGGUAACAAAAAUGCAUGGGCACAGUUUGUACUGCUGCUUUGUGUACCAAACACAGAAUUGGAGUCCAGUUGCUCAGACUGGUUUUUCAAAGCCAUGUUCAAGAUUACAGAAGAUACCUUGCUGUGGGAGGGAACAUUAAUCAGUGUCAUACCAUAAUAAGCAUAGUUCUUCCCUGACAGAAUGUACAUUUUUCUGUUUUGAAAAGGAAAAACACAGGGCAAAUUUUACUUAAAUCAUCUGUUGCCUGCAGAAGGAACUCAUAUCUAUUUCAAGAAAGUGUUGCAAUUAAUAGAGAUGUGAAAUGUGAAACUUUUUUGGAUAGGGAAUUAUGGUGUUUCAUAAGACAAGAUUUUUGUUAGCAGCUAUCUCUAUUUGUAAUUUUAGUUUACUUGAAUUUGUGUAACCUUAUCAAUAAAUCAGACGGUCUUGUAUAGAAAUCCA
Protopterus annectens (West African lungfish) is the source of this 4068-nucleotide messenger RNA. RefSeq names its product alkB homolog 7 (gene ALKBH7). NCBI's taxonomy places the organism in Eukaryota, Metazoa, Chordata, Ceratodontiformes, Protopteridae. The transcript has 4 exons. The record is from RefSeq and is a predicted model, not a curated record. Gene Ontology annotation, cellular component: mitochondrial matrix. The coding region runs from base 520 to 1263 and encodes 247 amino acids. Gene Ontology annotation, biological process: DNA damage response; fatty acid metabolic process.